This is a messenger RNA of Magnolia sinica, 5179 nucleotides long. Its product is annotated as myosin-15. The record is from RefSeq and is a predicted model, not a curated record. Gene Ontology annotation, cellular component: myosin complex; cytoplasm; actin cytoskeleton. Gene Ontology annotation, biological process: vesicle transport along actin filament; actin filament organization. The transcript has 39 exons. The coding region runs from base 114 to 4685 and encodes 1523 amino acids. Gene Ontology annotation, molecular function: microfilament motor activity; ATP binding; actin filament binding. Lineage: Eukaryota; Viridiplantae; Streptophyta; Magnoliopsida; Magnoliales; Magnoliaceae.
CACACGUGCGAGGAGUAUGCAAUGGAUAUAUCAGGCGGUGUAUAAAUACCAGAAGGACUAUUCCCGCAUUUUGAUUUCAACUCCAUCUGCCUUCCAUCUGUUAGAGCGGGAAGAUGAAAAAACAGACACCCGCUGCUCGGAUGAACUUCCGCAAGGGCUACAACGUCUGGGUCGAGGACAGCGAUUGCGCGUGGGCCCCGGCGGAGGUCGUCGAUGUCGGGGAGAAACGCGUUAUCGUUGUUACGGACCGGGGAAAGAAGGUUCCGGCAGUUCCUGGGAAAUUGCUGCCUAGGGAUCCGGAUGAGGACCAUGCUGGGGUUGAUGAUAUGACGAAGCUGACGUACUUGAAUGAGCCUGGUGUUCUUUUUAACCUCGCGAGGAGAUAUGCGCUUAACGAUAUCUAUACGUACACAGGGACCAUUUUGAUUGCUGUCAACCCAUUUACAAAGCUUCCUCAUCUUUAUAAUGUGCACAUGAUGGAGCAAUAUAAAGGAGCUCGACUUGGGGAGCUAAGCCCACAUGUGUUUGCCGUUGCUGAUGCUUCAUACAGAGCUAUGAUGAGUGAGGCCCGAAGCCAGUCCAUUUUAGUCAGUGGUGAAAGUGGGGCAGGAAAAACAGAAACCACAAAGCUGAUAAUGCAGUAUCUAACUUAUGUUGGUGGCCGCAUUGGUGGUGAUGACCGAACAGUUGAGCAGCAAGUUCUCGAAUCGAACCCACUCCUGGAGGCAUUUGGUAAUGCAAGAACUGUUAGAAAUGAUAACUCAAGUCGCUUUGGCAAGUUUGUCGAGAUCCAGUUUGAUGCAAAUGGUAGGAUAUCUGGUGCAGCAAUUAGAACCUACCUUUUGGAACGGUCUCGUGUAGUACAGAUAACAGAUCCUGAAAGGAAUUAUCACUGCUUCUAUCAUCUCUGUGCUUCUGGGAAGGAUGCAGAGAAGUACAAGCUAGGGCACCCAAGCAACUUUCAUUACUUGAACCAAAGCAAGAUUUAUGACUUAGAUGGAGUAAGCAACGCAGACGAAUACACAAGGACAAGGAGAGCAAUGGAUAUAGUUGGUAUAAGUCUUGAGGAUCAGGAAGCCAUCUUCCGCACCUUGGCUGCUAUUCUACAUUUGGGCAAUAUCGACUUUUCUCCUGGCAAAGAGCAUGAUUCUUCAACUAUUAAGGACCGGAAAUCUAACUUUCAUCUUCAGACUGCUGCUGAUUUAUUUAUGUGCCGGGCAGAUCUUUUGCUUGCAACUCUAUGCACACGUAUGAUACAUACCCACGAAGGAAACAUUGUCAAAGCUCUUGACUGUAAUGCUGCUAUAGCUAGUCGUGAUGCUUUAGCGAAGACUGUCUAUUCUCGGUUAUUUGACUGGCUGGUUCAAAAAAUUAAUAGCUCUGUGGGGCAAGACCUGAAUUCCAAGAUUCAAAUUGGAGUCCUUGACAUCUAUGGCUUUGAGUGCUUCAAGACUAACAGUUUCGAGCAGUUCUGCAUUAACUUUGCAAAUGAAAAACUUCAGCAACAUUUCAAUGAGCAUGUGUUUAAGAUGGAGCAGGAGGAAUACAGCAAUGAAGAAAUCAAUUGGAGCUACAUUGAAUUCAUCGACAACCAAGACGUCUUGGAUUUGAUAGAGAAGAAACCUAUUGGGGUUAUUGCUCUCUUGGAUGAAGCUUGCAUGUUUCCAAAAUCAACACAUGAAACUUUUUCUACCAAGCUGUUUCAGAGCUUCCGAACUCAUCCAAGGUUCGAAAAGCCAAAAUUUUCAGAAACAGAUUUUACCAUUUCCCACUAUGCUGGCAAGGUGACCUAUCAAACAAAUUCUUUUCUAGACAAAAAUCGUGACUACGUCGUUGUGGAACAUUGCAAUCUUUUGUCAUCAUCAAAAUGCUCCUUUGUUGCGGGUCUUUUCCCUUCGCUGCCAGAGGAGUCUUCAAGGUCAUCUUACAAGUUCUCUUCUGUUGCCUCUAGAUUUAAGCAACAACUUCAAGCACUCAUGGAAACACUCAACUCAACAGAACCUCACUACAUUCGCUGUGUCAAACCAAACUCAUUGAAUCGUCCUGUAAUAUUUGAGAACCAGAGCAUCUUACAUCAGUUACGAUGCGGGGGUGUUCUAGAAGCUGUUCGGAUAAGUCUUGCUGGGUAUCCUACUCGAAGGACUUACUCUGAUUUUGUGUAUCGUUUUGGACUUCUCGCCCCGGAACUUAUAGAUGGAAGUUAUGAUGAAAAGGCUUUGACUGAGAGACUUUUGCAGAAGUUAAAACUUGAGAAUUUCCAAUUGGGCAAGAACAAGGUUUUCCUUAGGGCUGGUCAAAUUGCUAUUUUAGAUGCUCGACGAGCUGAGGUUUUGGAUAAUGCAGCAAAGUUUAUUCAAUCUCGAUUCCGAACAUUCAUUGCUCGGAAGGAUUUUAUCUCAGUUCGGUUGGCUGCAAUUGCACUCCAAGCGCACUGCCGCGGUUGCCUUUCUCGAAAUAUAUUUGCAGCUAAACAGCAAGUAGCAGCAGCUCUUUCCAUUCAGAAGUACGCUCGUAGAUGGCUGUCACAGCGUGCUUACUCGCAACUUUAUUCAGCCAUUGUUCUUUUACAAGCUAGCAUCCGGGCUUUGUCUGUUCGUCAGAAGUUUCUUCGUAGGAAGGAAGACAGAGCUGCUCUGUUGAUCCAGGCCCAAUGGAGGAUGCGGAAGGCCUGCUCAAUUUUCCGACAGUCUCGAAGAUAUAUAGUGGCCAUACAAUGUGCUUGGAGAGGGAAGCUCGCGAAAAGAGAGCUUCGGAGGCUUAGAAUGGAGGCAAAUGAAACUGGUGCAUUACGUGAAGCAAAGAAUAAGCUUGAGAAACAAUUGGAAGAACUCACAUGGCGGUUGCAUCUGGAGAAAAGAUUGCGAGCAUCUAAUGACGAGGCAAAGUUGUUAGAAAUUUCAAAGCUUGAAAAAGCAAAUGAACUAUUGAAUGCCGAGUUGGAUGCAGCUAAAGCAGCAACUCUCGGUGAGUGCGAUAGGAUUGGUUUGCUUCAAAGUCAGCUAGAGAUAUCAAUGAAAGAGAAGGAGGCUUUGGAGUGUAGACUCAUCGAGAUAGAAGGAUUGAGCAAGGAGAACUUGUUUCUAAAGAGUUCGGUGGAAUCCCUGAAAAAAGAUAACCUGGCAAUGGAGCAAGAGCUUUUAAAGGUUAGCAAAGAUUGCAACAAUACUUUGGAAAAGUUACAGGAAGUAGAGACAAAAUACGUUCAGCUUCAGCAGAAUAUGCAGAGCUUGGAGGAGAAGCUCUCAAAUUUAGAUGAGGAGAAUCAUGUUCUGAGGCAAAAAGUGUUAAGCUUCUCUCCCAGAAACAACCUCACUGGUCAUGUUAAACCCUCUACAGAGAAGUAUUCUGGUGCGCUUGCGCUCUCCAACAUGGACCGGAGAUCCCUUUUUGAGACACCUAGUCCUACGAAAGGUUUGAUACCUUAUGUGCAUAGCCUAUCCGAGUCACGCCGAUCGAAGAUGAUUUCUGAAAGGCAUCAGGAAAAUCAUGAAUUUCUUUCGAGGUGCAUCAAAGAAGAUCUAGGGUUCAAAAAUGGUAAACCGGUGGCAGCGUGUAUAAUAUAUAAAUGCCUUCUUCAUUGGCAUGCAUUCGAGGCUGAGAGGACGACUAUUUUUGACUAUAUAAUUGAGGGCAUUAAUGAUGUUCUUAAGGUGGGUGAUGAGAACAAAAUCUUGCCAUAUUGGUUGUCCAAUGCUUCCACACUCCUAUGCCUCCUGCAGAGAAACCUGCGAUCAAAUGGCUUUCUCACAACACCUCGACGUUCUGGGCCUUCUGGGUUAACUGGAAGGAUGACACAAGGUUUAAAAUCUCCUCUGAAACUUAUCGGGUCCGAGGAGAAUGUGUCGCAUGUAGAUGCACGGUAUCCAGCUAUACUAUUUAAGCAGCAAUUGACCGCUUGCUUAGAGAAGAUUUUUGGCUUGAUUCGGGACAAUUUGAAGAAAGAGAUUUCACCACUUUUGAGUCUUUGCAUACAGGCACCAAAGUCAACAAGAGUAUCUACUGGAAAAUUGUCUAAAUCCCCGGGGGGUGCUGGUCAGCAAUCACUGACCAGUCAUUGGGACAGUAUCAUUAACUUCUUGGAUUCACUUAUGGCUCGCUUACGUGAAAAUCAUGUACCCUCCUUUUUUAUCCGCAAGCUCGUCACCCAAGUUUUCUCAUUCAUCAAUAUACAACUUUUCAACAGUCUUCUACUACGACGUGAGUGUUGCACAUUUUCCAAUGGAGAAUAUGUGAAAUCCGGACUUGCAGAACUUGAAAAAUGGAUUGUUAAUGCUACAGAGGAGUUUGCAGGAACAUCAUGGCAUGAGCUAAAUUAUAUCAGACAAGCUGUUGGAUUUCUGGUAAUCCAUCAGAAGAGGAAGAAGUCUCUAGAAGAGAUCAGACAAGAUCUUUGUCCAGCACUGACCGUACGGCAAAUUUAUCGAAUUAGCACAAUGUAUUGGGAUGACAAGUACAGCACACAAAGUGUGUCGAGUGAGGUGGUUGCGAAAAUGAGGGAUAUCCUGAGCAAGGAUUCACAGAACUUCAUGUCCAAUUCAUUUUUGUUGGAUGAUGAUCUAAGCAUUCCCUUCUCCACAGAAGACAUAUCAAAGGCAAUCCCGCCAAUAGAUCCAGCAGAUGUUGACCCCCCGGCGUUCCUGCAUGAUAUUCCAUCCGCCCAGUUUUUACUCCAGCAUCCGGAGUGAAUUCCCAGUGUGGCCUGCCCUUGGUGAAAUCCAACUUUCCUUUUCUUAUUUCAGUCAAAUUGAUCAAGCUCCAUGUAGAUAAAGCACCAUCCAAUCGAGCUAUCUGGCGACUGCAAAGCAGAGAGGCACACUGUUUUUGUACAUUGUACAGAUGAAGAACGGGCGUUCCAAGAGAUGAAAGUUUCCACAAUUCAACUCAGCGGCUGUUCCCUUGGGAUAGGGUUAGCAGUCCGGACCGAAUGUAAGAUAACCAUCAUCAUACUUACAAAUUCAACCUAACUAGAUUAGGUAGGAAAUGAGGUCCCAUUGUUUCAUUGGCCUUUGAUUGUAGACUGUAGAUGUCUCCCAUUUUCUUUUUUCGUUAGUGACCUUGUAAUGUCAUGUAUUGCUGUAUCCUUUUGUUUUGUAAUUUAAAUGAUUUUGUAUAUUUAAAAAGAAGAUUUCUUUAACAAAGGAACCAAGGUAGUGAUGAUGAUUUGCCAAGAUGGCUAUAA